AUGCCUGUGGAUCUAUAUAAUGAAAAGGCUCAGACUCAACUCAAUGAACAAGAUACAUAUAAGAAAUUAUCGAAAGACCCAACCACCAGCAUACAAAACAAGCUAAACAAACUUGUUGCACUCCUACAUAAACGAGGGCAUAUCGAUGACGCAACGCUAAAGUUUUUGAAAUGUAACAACGGUACUUGCCCCAAACUUUAUUUCUUACCUAAGGUUCACAAAACCGACUGUCCCUUACGACCAAUAGUAAGUUACGUGGGUUCUCCCCUUUAUAAUUUGAGCAAAUUUUUGGCAGAACUUUUGAUUAAUGUGUUUGAGAAGGAUGAAAAGUACGUUAAGGAUUCUUUUCAGUUUGUUGAGGACUUGGCCAAUGUCAGCAUUCCGGAGAACUUUAUUUUAGUCUCAUUAGAUGUCUCUUCAUUGUUCACUAACAUCCCGAUUGAACUUGCGGUUGAAUUAGUUAGGAGGCACUGGUCUAAAGUCGAACCACACACUCGUUUGACAGUGGAUGAAUUCGUACAAUUAUUCGAAUUCUGCGUUGACAACAGUUAUUUCGUUUUCAACGAUCAGUUCUUUUGCCAGGUUUUUGGACUUGGCAUGGGUAACUGUUUGGCACCCAUUGUAUCAGACAUAGUCAUGUCAGAUUUACAGAAUUCCGCUUUAUCUGCAUUACCUUUCAGAGUACCGAUAUAUAAAAGGUACGUUGAUGACAUUUUCACCUCAAUACCUUCAGACGGUGUUGGUGUCAUUCUUGAUGCCUUCAAUUCCUUCCAUCCACGUUUACAGUUUACUUUAGAGACGGAAAGGAAUAAUUCAUUGCCUUUUCUUGAUGUUCGUGUCAUCAGGUCAUCGGGUUGUUUAAGAACUGAUUGGUACCGUAAACCAACCUUCUCUGAGAGAUUUUUGAAUUUCAACUCUCAGCAUCCUUUCACUCAUAAGAUUAAUCUCAUAGAAAAUCUGAAGUUUAGAGCUACUCAUUUAGCCAGCACAGAGUUUCACGUUGAUAAUAUGAACAAAAUUAAAAGUUUUUUGAUUAAGAAUAAUUAUCCGGUAUCAUUGAUUCGAAGAAUUUUAAACAAAAAUGAUUCAACACACCUAAAACCACUACUAACCACAGCUAAAAGAUAUUUUAAGAUUCCCUAUAUACAGGGUUUAUCUGAAAGGGUGAGUCAACUCUUAAGAGAUCAAAUAGUUGAAAUUGCCUUCAAACCAGCCAAUACCGUCGGGGGAUUUUAUUCCAAGUUGAAGUCGAAAACUGCUCUUGGCUUAAGAUCUGGUGUUAUCUAUAGUAUCCCUUGCAGAGAGUGUAACAAAGUAUAUAUAGGACAAACUAACAGGUAUCUGAGAACUAGAUUGACUGAACAUAAAAGAGACUGUGUCAAUAUACACAAUCCAACUAAAAUGAAAGAUAACAACACUGCAUUAGCUGAACAUUCUUUCAAUGAAUUACACUCGUUCGAUUUCGAUAGUGUUAAGAUACUUCAUUGCCAAACUAAUUUAAGUAAAAGGUUGUUUUGUGAAAUGCUGGAAAUAAAAAAAGAAGUAAAUUCUCUCAAUAAGAGAAGUGACAUUGAGAAUUUGAACACGGCCUAUUUCAAUAUAAUCCAAAGAAUAAGAAAUCUCACAUCUUAA
Messenger RNA from Coccinella septempunctata (seven-spotted ladybird), 1632 nucleotides. RefSeq lists its product as uncharacterized. Bases 1 to 1632 code for a protein of 543 amino acids. The transcript has a single exon. Lineage: Eukaryota; Metazoa; Arthropoda; Insecta; Coleoptera; Coccinellidae. The record is from RefSeq and is a predicted model, not a curated record.